This is a messenger RNA of Spirodela intermedia, 843 nucleotides long. Lineage: Eukaryota; Viridiplantae; Streptophyta; Magnoliopsida; Alismatales; Araceae. The record is from the annotation of a GenBank genome assembly.
AUGGAUGUCAAGUCGGCAUUCUUGAAUGACGAUCUCAAGGAAGAGGUGUACGUGGAGCAGCCGGCUGGUUUCAUCAACACGGGCAACGAGCACAAGGUAUUCAAGCUGAAGAAGGCACUCUACGGCUUACAUCAGGUGCCUAGGGCCUGGAAUGCGAAGUUGGACGAAACGUUGCUGUUGUUUAGAUUUAGGAGGAGUCCCUUGAAACAUGCCAUCUACACUAGGUGGAAUGGGGAGGCGCAGCUAGUGGUCGGGGUGUACGUCGAUGACCUGGUGAUCAUCGGCGACAGCUGCGACUACAUCAAGCAUUUCAAAAAAGAGAUGGCUGACGCAUUCAAGAUGAGCGACCUCGGCCUGCUUCGCUACUAUCUUAGCAUUGAAGUCAGGCAGAGUGCAAGGGGCACCUCGAUCAGCCAAGGAGCCUAUGCCGCCAAGAUUCUGAAGAAGAGCGGGAUGGCAGGGUACAAUCCCUGUCAAGUACCAAUGGCAACAUGUCUAAAACUGAGCAAGAUGAGCACGGAGCCACUGGUGGAUGCGACAGCAUACAGAAGCAUCGUGGGGAGUCUCAGGUACCUAGUCAAUACUCGUCUAGAUUUGGCAUUUGCGGUUGGCUAUGUGAGUCGUUUUCUAGAGGAGCCACGAAAGGAUCACUUGGCUGCUGUGAAGCAAAUUCUUCGCUAUGUGGCGGGAACCAAGAGUUGGGGUCUCAAGUAUGAAAGGAAAAAGGAGAAGCAAGUCCAGCUGACAAGGUUCAGCGAUAGUGACUUCGCUGGUGAUGUUGAUGCUCGGAAGAGCACGACUGGAGUUAUUUUCUUCUUGGCCAACAGCCCAAUUACUUGGUAG